UAACAACAGUCAAUGGAUGACAUCCUGUUUUUGUAUCAGAGCAGCAAUGUGGUUUCUGUGUCUCUUAUUUGGUUCUCUGAGUGUACAGUAGACUUCACGAGAUCUGGAGGGGAAGACUGUAGAUAAUUGAAUAAAAUUAUCUGACAGACAUACAUUAUUAGUAAAAACAACAAGAAGAGUUUGCUGCGCUUGCCAUGGCAUCGACAAAGUAUGACAAGAAGCCGGAACCUGGAGACCUCAUUGAAAUAUCCCGGGGCGUUUAUCAGCACUGGGCUAUUUAUGUUGGCGAUGGUUAUGUGAUUCACCUGGCUCCACCCUCUGAGCAUGCUCAAGCUGGGGCUUACAGUAUGAUGUCAGUACUGAGUGACAAAGCCACAGUGAAGAAAGAAGAACUUUAUGAAGUAGUUGGCAAUGAUAAAUACAGUAUCAACAACCUUCUGGAUGAGAAAUAUGAGCCACGUCCCAUUCAAGAUGUUCUACGAGAUGCACACAGGCUUUUGGGAAAGGAACUUCCAUAUAAUGUUUUCACUAUGAACUGUGAACACUUUGUUACAGAGCUGAGAUACGGAAAGCCAGAGUCACGCCAGGUGCGACAGGCAGUGGUGAUUGGUGGUGCUGCUGCGGCUGGCUUUGGAAUUGUUGUUGCUGCUGCUGCUGUUGUUUCAGCCUUUCUUGGUUCAAAAGACAAAGAGGACCAGAAAUACUAAGUUUGGAAAAAUUAUUUGAUGCUUCUGAUAGAAAUAAUUUAAUUUAAUAACUUGGCAGGCAUUGUUUUAUGAGAACGAUGUAAAGAUAUUAUGUUUUAUUAAUGUAGUUUGGGAGGAACAAAGGUGCGUUCACGCGGCCUCGUAAUUCCUGUAGUUACGACAUACUAGCUUGUAAAAAGCGUUCACGUCCUCGUAGAGCUCGUAAUU
Molecule: messenger RNA, 914 nt
Organism: Megalobrama amblycephala (Wuchang bream)
Lineage: Eukaryota; Metazoa; Chordata; Actinopteri; Cypriniformes; Xenocyprididae
Product: phospholipase A and acyltransferase 3-like
Exons: 5
Coding region: 195-707 (170 amino acids)
Biological process (GO): N-acylphosphatidylethanolamine metabolic process
Cellular component (GO): cytoplasm
Molecular function (GO): A2-type glycerophospholipase activity; glycerophospholipid phospholipase A1 activity
Source: RefSeq, a predicted model, not a curated record